Mya arenaria is the source of this 4677-nucleotide messenger RNA. Its product is annotated as zinc finger and BTB domain-containing protein 24-like. Gene Ontology annotation, biological process: regulation of transcription by RNA polymerase II. The record is from RefSeq and is a predicted model, not a curated record. The transcript is spliced from 9 exons. Lineage: Eukaryota; Metazoa; Mollusca; Bivalvia; Myida; Myidae. Gene Ontology annotation, cellular component: nucleus. The coding region runs from base 58 to 1776 and encodes 572 amino acids. Gene Ontology annotation, molecular function: RNA polymerase II transcription regulatory region sequence-specific DNA binding; DNA-binding transcription factor activity, RNA polymerase II-specific.
CUGCAACUCAAAGAUGUGCAAGAAACAUCUUGGACAACUCUGAACAAUUGAGGUAAAAUGGGAGCUACGGAGCUGGAAGAUGUCAGAGAGAUGCCUGGGUUUACAACCAUUGUAAAGACAGUGUUUAAAUGCUUAAUACAGCAGUUGGUUGAGUUCCUUGCUGAGUACACUGGGGACGAAGCCCUUGUGCUGACGGCAUGUGUCGCUGAUAAUACAGUUUCCCAUCUAGCAUCAAGCUUUGGGGACAGGUUUCUGGAUGGACAGACAGACUUAAAAGCUCAAUUCCUAAGACAUUGUAUCAGGAAAAAAUAUAAAAGCAAGGAGGACUCGAUGGUGCAGGGUUACCGUGAAAACAGCAAGGAGAACUCGAUGGUGCAGGGUUACCGUGAAAACAGCCAACUGGGUUACCGUGAAAACAGCCAACUGGGUUACCGUAAAAACAGCCAACUGUUUAGAAAUGAUGGUAAAGGUCGUAACAAUGGAAAUAUUGUACAGCAUUGUCCUAAUGAGGUCGAGCAGCAUAAAGAAGUUGAGGGGAUGUCUGGUAGUAGCAAAAACAGAAAAACCAGGAGAAGGCUAUUUAGGAACAGACAUCUGGGGAACAGACCAUUGGCUACCAGCAGUCCAGUAAGGAAAUUGGCUAAACUUGCAGUCAAUAAAAGCACCGAGUUUGAAGAUGGGGAAAAUACGUCAUUUGAAGUUGACAGUGAAUUGGAAUCUAUUAAGGGUGUCGAUGUAAAUGUACCACCACUGGGAGAGGAGUCAGGUCGUGGGAAAGAAAAUGAAGGUUUGAUACAAGUAGAAGAUGAACUUCCCUCGCUCAGAAUUGUUGAUGUAAUGACCUUGAAGAGAGCCGGUAUAUCUGAUGAUACAGCGAGCUCAUUGGAGGUGGAAGUUGGAGAAGUGCCGAAAACUGCAAGAAAGUCCGAGAAGGAAGGGCCGCAGGAGUUGGAUAGUUCUAGUAUAACUUUUUAUGUGGUGGAAAGCAAUAACGCUACUUGUCCGGAAGAUUGCAAGAAAAUCAUUGGUAUUGAUUCGGAGAAUGCUCAAAAACACAGCAAAACUGUGUGGAAUACACCAGACGUCAGAGAAACAACCCCUGUCCAGCAACCUUGCCCCAAGAGGCAGUAUUGUGCUUACAAGGAAUCCAACCCUGUCCCUGGAGAGUUGCUCCAAUCCAAGGGCUGUCUCAUGCACUCUUGUCAUAUUUGUGGGAAAAUGUUCAUGGCCAGAACAUAUUUAGAGGCACAUAUAGAAGAUAUCCAUACAGAUGAAAACAGGAACCACACGUGUCAGCAAUGCGCGAAGGUUUUCCAAACCAAAAUGGCUCUCUGUGUUCACACAAUAAACGAACACCCAGUAAAGCAUACAUGUGAUUUUUGUGGACUAGUUUGUGACACUAAAUCAACAUUGUCUGACCACAUGAUGAACGAACAUGUCAGUAAGGCGUACACAUGUCCGAAGCCUGGAUGUGGUAAAACUUUCGGCUACGUCUCCAGCCUUAAAAGACAUGAAGUCCUUUGCCAUUCCAAAGCGUCCACGCCGAAGCUGAGCUUCACUUGUCAAAAAUGCCACAAGGUGCUUGGGUCACGGGAGAGUCUGGCUGACCAUAUACAGGGUGUUCAUAAAGAGGGCAAACUUUAUGUUUGUGGAUGUGGGAAGACCUCAGGAUGGCGAUCAACGCAUGUUCGUCAUCGGAAGGCAUGUAAAUUUGGAAAUAUAAGACUCCAACAGAAUCAUACAAAACAGUUAAUAGAAGAUAAGACAAGAUUAUAGUACUAGUGUUUCAUGUAUGACAGCUGGCAUUUCAAAUAAGUAUAUCCAUGUAAUGUUAAGGGAUUUUCAGCUCAUUUGUUUUCCAUCUAUUUUUCCAAGCAAAGAAGUUGGGUUAUUGUGAUAGAUUUAACAGUCAGGUUAUUGUAAUAGACCUGACAGUUGGGUUGUUUUGAUAGACUUGACAGUUGGGUUGUUUUGAUAGAGCUGACAGUUGGGUUGUUUUGAUAGAGCUGACAGUUGGGUUGUUUUGAUAGAGCUGACAGUUGGGUUGUUUUGAUAGAGCUGACAGUCAGAUUAUUGCGAUAGACCUCACAGUUGGGUUGUUUUGAUAGACUUGACAGUUGGGUUGUUUUGAUAGACCUCACAGUUGGGUUGUUUUGAUAGAGCUGACAGUCAGAUUAUUGCGAUAGACCUCACAGUUGGGUUAUUGUGAUAGACUUGACAGUUGGGUUGUUUUGAUAGACUGACAGUUGGGUUAUUGUGAUAGACUUGGCUGUUGGGUUAUUGUGAUAGACUUAACUGUCUUGUCAAACUUAAGAACUAUUUUUUUGAAACACUUGACAGGUAACAAGGUUGUCACUGUUAUAGUCUGUAACAUUGUAUAUAUAUAUUAUUAACAAUUUCAUACCAAUGUAUUUAAAAAUUAAGGUUUCCCCUUCGUUGUCUUAACGAAUAUUCAUAAUCUUAGCAUUGUUAUACCGCUUGUUACAAGUAUUGACAAGAGUGUAUAACGCUGCUGUCAGAUACUUCUGAAGCCAUGAUUACGAAGUCACAAGUUAUAACUUUAGUGGCAAAAAUUCAUACCUUCAUUUCAUUGGAAAUUUCUCUCAAGGUGAGCAUUGAUGAUGAGAUUUGCUGCAUUUUAUUUAUAUUCGAAAUUGUAAAAUUAUGCACAAUUUUUUUUUGUUAAACCAAAAGAAUAAAGAUGAUUCUUUGUAAUUUUGAAAAUGUGUCUUGGAUUCUUGAGCCUAGACUCAGACUUGAUAUUGUUGUAAUCAUAUAGCAGAAGACGGACAUAACUUUAUAUCAAAAUAGGAAAUAGUGUAAAAGAAGGGGGAAAGUCUGUCAAGGACAGAAACAUUUGUGGGACAUUGUACAUGUUAAUUAUGUACACAAUUAGUUAAGUUUUUAUACGUUGUCAUAUAUUUGGAAUUGUUUGUUAUAUAAGUUUUUCACAUGUUUAUUUACACUGGUAUUGUAUAUUUGGAAUUGUUUGUUAUAUAAGUUUUUCACAUGUUUAUUUACACUGGUAUUGUUAAAAACAUCACCAUACAAUCUUGCAAAGACAAGAAUAUAUACACUUGUUACAUUUUAGCUGUUGUUCUUUUUUGUCCAAGAAAUGUUAUAAUGCACUGUACAGUUAGUUGUUUUUGUUUUUUAUAUAUGAACGGCGUCAAGCUGAAAUUGAAGUAUAUUGACCUGAGGCGCCAUAUGAAUGAUAUGACUGUUAUUGUUAAAAAAAAUCUACAUACAAUCUUGCAAAGACAAGAAUGUAUACACUUGUUACACUUAAGCUGUUGUUGUUUUUUUGUCCAAAAAAAUGUUAUAUUGCACUGUUAUAAUUGUAUUCUUGAUAUAUGAACUGCUUCAAGCAGAAAUAAGUUUUUAUCAUAGUAUGACAUAAUCGGCGCAAAGUGGCGUUAUAUGAUGGCAUAUUUUAUUAUGAGUGAAAAAAGAUUUGCCUCUCCUGGUGAUGAACUGAGUGUUGUUUUUUCACCAUUUUUGGAAUGGAUGGGAAAACGCCCAAUUUUGACUUCAAUAUUGGGAAAUAAAAUUUUGCCUAGAAACAAACAAGAAUGCUUUAAAAAUAGACAAAAAAUAUAGUUUUUUUAAGAAAGCACCAAUUCUUCCAUUGGUUGGGGGAUAAGGGGGUCUUUUUUACAAAAAUGAAUUGGGAAUUUUAUUUUGGAAACUAUAAACAUUGUUGCAUUUCAUGUUAAACUUUUAUUAUAUAUAUGUUUUCCCGUGGUUUAUAGAGAUUUGUGUGAAUAAUAAUUUUUCACUGUUUUAAACAGUGAACAUGACUGUAUUCAAUGUGAUGAUUUUGAUAAAUAUUUUGGGUUGUGUGAUUUUUAUAAUCCUUCGUGUGAAUGUUGCUUUUGAGGAUACCUAAAUAAAGUUUCAGGUGAAGUUUAAUUAAAUUCACUCUGACUAGUUCUAUAGUAAAUUUUUUUUGUUGUUUUUUAAUUCUUGAAUUCCAUUUUACCUCAUGGAAAUAAUCCUCAUUUGGGGAUUUCAUUUGGACUUCCACAGGUCAAGGUCACAAAAAUACAAGUCAAAUCUCAAUCUCUGUCUCAACUUAUUAAAUCACAUUGCAUCAAAAGUUAUUAAAAUAUUGUAUUAUAUGUUUUUGCACCCCUUAAAAGCGCAUUCUCUCAUAGACUAUUUUGAUUUAAAAAAAUGGUCAAGAUUCCAAAAAAAAAAUGUUCUACAGCAUUUAAUGUGAUUUAAAAUAACUCAAUGUUUUUUUUUUUGAAAAUAUUCCCAAGUAUUUUUUUUGCUCUAGAAUAAGUUUCCAUAGAAAUAUCGCCAAAAGGUUUUUAUCAAUACAUUAUAUGAGGAAAUAAGUUUUGAAAAAUAGUAAAAAAUACAAAAAUUUGUAUUAUACCAUGCUUUUAUGUGGUAAAAUAAGUUCAGGCUGAGAAUGAGAUUUGACUUGAGUAUAUUUGCGAUAUUGCGGCCAGGUCAAGGUCAUGGUAUUGUAAUACAGAGAACAAACAACAUUGUUAUAAAUAAACUUUAUUCUAAAAUGCAUAUUUGGUAAUAUGUAAAAAAGAACUAUUAUGACUAUAUUUUAAGCACAAGCUUUGCAAUACUGUUUCGUAUAUCCUUUUGUUAAACUAAUGAUUUCAUAAUAAUUAUCUGCAAUUUCAAACCUCGAUAUUAUUUACAUUUGUUGAU